GGACGUUUGUCACAAGCUAGCGACUAUUGCCAUUUCGACAAGGAUAGGAGACCCCGACAAGGAUAGGAGACCCCAGGAGACUGCGUGCUUGUUGUUUAUCAACGUUUUUUAUCCCAAUUAAACCGUCACUAUGGCUAUGCAAGCAGCGAAACGCGCCAAUAUCCGAUUACCGCCUGAGGUGAACAGAAUCCUGUACAUCAGAAAUCUUCCUUAUAAGAUUACAGCUGAGGAGAUGUAUGAUAUCUUUGGGAAAUAUGGACCAAUACGACAAAUCCGAACAGGGAAUACACCUGAAACAAGAGGAACAGCUUAUGUUGUGUAUGAAGACAUCUUCGAUGCCAAGAAUGCCUGUGACCACCUGUCAGGCUUCAAUGUCUGCAACCGUUACCUCGUGGUUCUCUACUACAAUGCAAACAGAGCAUUCCAGAAAAUGGACACAAAGAAGAAAGAGGAGCAACUGAAGCUUUUAAAAGAGAAAUAUGGGAUCAACACAGACCCUCCAAAGUAGUGUCUCUGCGGCUCUCAACUUUUAUUUUCAUUCUUUGUAUAAAAAAAACCUGUUGAUUUGUUUAUGCUUAUGAUGAGUUAUUGAUACCAUUGUUGAAAAUAUCAUUUUACACAUUUUUUAUUUUGUGAGUCAGCCUGGACUCCCAAUCUUUGAAUUGAAGCUGGAGAGAGGGAGAGUGAUGUUCUAUGUGGUCAAACCUUUCAAAGACUUUUCAGGUGUAAACUGUUUUGUUUUGACCCAUCCUAUUCAGCUGUAAACUGGACUGAACAUAACCCCCUCAUGGAAAUUAAAACCCUCCUGUAAAAUAAAUGCUCCUAUUUCUAAAA
Molecule: messenger RNA, 834 nt
Organism: Girardinichthys multiradiatus
Lineage: Eukaryota; Metazoa; Chordata; Actinopteri; Cyprinodontiformes; Goodeidae
Product: splicing factor 3B subunit 6
Exons: 4
Coding region: 131-508 (125 amino acids)
Cellular component (GO): ribonucleoprotein complex; cytoplasm; nucleus
Molecular function (GO): mRNA binding
Source: RefSeq, a predicted model, not a curated record